This is a messenger RNA of Saccostrea cuccullata (small rock oyster), 1884 nucleotides long. Its product is annotated as aminopeptidase N-like. The transcript is spliced from 17 exons. The record is from RefSeq and is a predicted model, not a curated record. The annotation marks the transcript as partial. Gene Ontology annotation, biological process: proteolysis; peptide catabolic process. Gene Ontology annotation, cellular component: cytoplasm. NCBI's taxonomy places the organism in Eukaryota, Metazoa, Mollusca, Bivalvia, Ostreida, Ostreidae. Gene Ontology annotation, molecular function: peptide binding; metalloaminopeptidase activity; zinc ion binding.
GUGGCAGUACCGGAUUUCAGCGGUGGCGCCAUGGAGAACUGGGGUCUCGUGCUUUAUCGCGAGACUGCGCUACUUUACGAACAGGGUGUGUCCUCAAGCGAGAACAAGUUAAUGGUCACCCUGAUCAUAGCACACGAAAUUGCACAUACAUGGUUUGGUAAUAUGGUAACAAUGAAAUGGUGGGACGACCUUUGGUUAAAUGAGGGAUUUGCCAGUCUUCUUAUGUACUUCGCCAUGGAUGCCAUUUACCCAGACUGGAACGUGUUCACGCUGUCUGUUGUCGCAAAAGAAGUGUUUCCGGUGAUGGUAAAAGACGCAAUGACGACGUCACAUCCGGUGUCAACUCCUAUCGACACUCCAGACGACAUUGCUGAAUCUUUCGACUCCAUUUCUUACAGCAAGGGCAUGGCCAUCUUAAGGAUGCUCAUGGGUUUUGUCGGAUGGGAAGAUUUCCAAAAAGGCCUUAGGCUCUACGUCAACAGAUUCAAGUUCCGGAAUGCGAAAAUGGACGAACUUUGGGACACCUUUUCUGAGGCAGUGGACUAUAGAUAUGACAUUAAGUCCACCAUGAACACGUGGACCCGUCAGAUGGGAUUUCCCGUGAUCACGAUGCAGACGGACGGGGACAGCUAUAACCUGACUCAGGAGAGAUUUCUAUACCUAGACAACAUGGCCGACAGUAACACAUCGCAGUCAAACGAGGACGAUUACAAAUGGGUGGUACCGUUUACUUAUAUCACGGAAGAUGAACCGGAAGUCCAACUGGUCUGGAUGAACAAUACUUCAGCUACAAUUCCUCGGUCCACGGACUCUUGGAUUCUGGCUAAUUAUGACUACAUGGGAUUUUACCGUGUUAAUUAUGAAGAUAACAUGUGGGGGAAACUUGCAGAUCAACUGAACAGAAACCACACCAUUUUCCCGGAGGCAAACAGAGCCGGUUUAAUUGGAGAUUCAUUCAACUUGGCGAGGGCAAAAUUACUGAACUAUGACGUUGCAUUAAAGAUGACGACAUACCUAAAGUAUGAGAGGGGUUACGCCCCUUGGGUAGCGUUUUUGGAUUCUGUGGAAUACAUCAAGAGCUCGAUAUCAAAGUCAGGGGCAUACGUCGUCCUACAGAAAUAUCUUCUUGACCUCGUGGCGCCAGUGUACGAUUCUAUAGAGAUGUCAAUGGACGGGAUUCUACCCGACAGAUUCUUACGACAAACCAUUUUGAAGCUAGCCUGUGAUGUUGGAUAUAAAAAGGCAGUAGCAUACGCCAGGAAAAUGUUUUACCUUUGGAAAGACGAGGGGAUUACGCUGCCCAGUGACUACUCGUCAGUGAUCUAUAUGGUGGGGGUGAGGGAGGGAGGGGUGGAGGAGUGGGACUACGUCUGGAACAAAUCACAGUCGACUAACGUGGCAGUAGAGAGGGAGAUGUUGAUGGAAGCACUAGGACAGUCUCAGAAACCAUGGCUACUCUGGAGGUAUGCCAACUGGAUCUUUGAUUCUUCAAGGAUUAGGAUGCAGGAUGUGCGCCUUGUUAUAAGUUAUUUGUCAAAGCGACCUCUAGGAAGGAUGAUCACUCUUCACUUACUGAUGACAAAGUGGGACAGAUUAAAUGACCAAUUUGGAUUUGACAAUUUUCUACUGAGAGAGACAAUUGCUGAAGUUACACAGUUUGUUAACUCAGAGUUUGAAUAUAAACAGUUGGCAACCUUAUUUAAAGAAAAACCUCCCAAGGUGGCGAAAAAGCAAACCCAGACUUCAUUAGCUCUUAUUAGGGCGAACAUUAACUGGAUGAAUGAAAACUAUGACAUCAUCACUGAAUGGUUACGUAAUCAUGUGGUUGGAAUGUUAUGAUAGCUUCUAAUAUAGUUGAUUUACUGUGUUAACUAACUGCUUAAA